CUCCCUCCCUCGCUCUCUCUCUCUCUCUCUCUCUCUCUCUCUCUCUCUCUGAAGAGCAAAGAUGAGUCAAAUGGGUGAUCGUUCUUGCGAUCAACCGGCCAAGAAGACGGUCAGAGAGCCGCUCCUGGAGAACCCAACCCCAAAGGGAGGCCUCAGAACCAUCCCCUUUAUAAUUGCGAAUGAGGCGUUUGAGAAAGUGGCGAGCUUCGGAUUGCUGCCCAACAUGGUGGUGUACUUGACCCGAGAGUACCGCCUGGAGAACUUCGCCGCCGCCAACGUCCUCUUCUUCUGGUCUGCCGCCACCAAUUUCUUCCCCAUCGUCGGCGCCGUCCUCGCCGACUCCUACUUCGGCCGCUACCCGAUGAUCGGGUUUGGUUCCAUCGCCAGUCUCCUGGGAAUGAUUCUUCUAUGGGUAACGACGGUGCUUCCGCAAGCGAGGCCGCCUUCUUGCGACGAGUUCGACAAGGACACUUGCGGAUCAGCAACCACGGCCCAGUUGUUGCUCCUAUAUUCUUCCUUUGGCCUCAUGUCCAUUGGAGCUGGAGGCAUAAGAUCAUCUGCCUUGGCAUUUGGCGCCGACCAACUUGACACGGCAGUGAGCUCCGAGAAUUCGGGCAACUUGUUACAGAAGUUCUUCAGCUGGUACUAUGUCUCGGUCAUGGCAGCAGUGAUGGUCGCAAUGACGUGUGUAGUGUAUAUCCAAGAUGUCGCGGGGUGGAAAGUUGGCUUUGGAGUCCCCGUCAUGCUCAUGUUCGUAUCCACCUUCUCGUUCUUCUUAGCAUCGCCUUUCUACCACAGGGUGAAGGUUGAAUCAAGCCUGCUCACAAGGUUCUUCCAAGUUGGGGUCGCCGCCUUUAAAAACAGAAGCAUCAAACUGUCGUCCUUGCGCCCGAACCAAUCGUAUCAUGUCGGAAAAGGAUCGAUGCUUCAAGCGCCGAGCGAAAAAUUGAGGUUUCUGAACAAAGCGUGCCUUAUCAGAGACACUGACCAACUACACCUCACAGAUGGGAAGGCCCUGGAUCCAUGGAGUCUCUGCACAGUCGACCAAGUCGAGGAGCUCAAAUCGCUAAUCAACAUAACCCCGUUGUGGUCAACCGGGAUCAUGAUGUCCGUAGCCUCCAACCAGAACUCCUUCAUAGUACUCCUUGUUGCCUCCAUGGACCGACACGUCACCCCAAGUUUCGAAAUCCCUGCAGGCUCCUUCACCAUGUUCAUGGUUCUCUCUUUGCUAGUCUUCGUCGCUCUCUACGACCGCGUAUUCCUCCGUCUCGCCUCCGUGAUCAUUGGAAAGCCAGUCAAUCCGAGCUUGAAACAGAGGAUGGGGUCUGGGCUCGCUCUGUCCAUCUUCGCCACUGCAGCACUGGCCACCGUGGAAUCGGUUAGGCGAAAAGCCGCCAUGGAGGAAGGACUUUUGGACGGAACCGGGGUGGUUAAGUUGUCGGCGAUGUGGCUACUUCUGUACUUUGUUCUGAUUGGAUUCGCCGAGGGCCUCAACGCGAUCGGGCAAAACCAGUUCUAUUACUCGGAGCUGCCUAAGACCAUGUCUAGCGUCGCCGCCACUCUGUUCGGGGUCAGCAUGGCGGUGGCGAACCUGGCGGCGAGCCUCAUAAUCAGUAUCGUCCAGUUGGCUACUGAGAGAGGAGGGAUGGAGAGUUGGGUUGGGGACAAUAUCAACAAGGGGCACUAUGACUACUACUUUUGGGUCAUCACUUGUUUUAGCACCCUCAAUCUUGUCUACUUUCUAGCUUGUAGCAAGGCCUAUGGACCCUGCAAAGGAGAAGGUGGGGAUGGUGCUUCAAGUAGAGUGGUUGAUGAAGAGAUUAGUGCAAGUUCCUAAAAUUAGCCAAAGUGAUUUUUUUUUUCUUCCUUUGACCAUGAGUCAAUUUGUCAUGUAUAUUAACUUCUUGUCAGCAAUAUAUGACACUUUCA
Rhodamnia argentea is the source of this 1929-nucleotide messenger RNA. Its product is annotated as protein NRT1/ PTR FAMILY 1.2. NCBI's taxonomy places the organism in Eukaryota, Viridiplantae, Streptophyta, Magnoliopsida, Myrtales, Myrtaceae. The record is from RefSeq and is a predicted model, not a curated record. Gene Ontology annotation, cellular component: plasma membrane. The transcript is spliced from 4 exons. Bases 62 to 1837 code for a protein of 591 amino acids. Gene Ontology annotation, biological process: transmembrane transport. Gene Ontology annotation, molecular function: transmembrane transporter activity.